GCUCACCUCCCCACUCUCUCCUCUCUCCUCCUCACCCCCCCUCCCCCCUCCCACUCCGAAAACCAUGUUCACCCGUGGCGUCCGUCCCGCCCUCACCGUCGCCCGCGUGGCCCGCCAGCAGCAGGCCGGCAUGGCGACCCUCAAGGAGAUUGACCAGCGUCUCAAGUCGGUCCGCAACAUCGAGAAGAUCACCAAGUCGAUGAAGGUCGUCGCCUCGACCAAGCUCACCCGUGCCGAGCGUGCCAUGAAGGAGGCCAAGAAGUACGGUGCCGCCAACAACGAGCUCUACAACCACACUUCGGCCGAGGAGGAGGCCGCUGCCGAGGGUGGCAAGAAGAUUGUCUACCUCGCCGUCUCGUCGGACGGUGGUCUUUGCGGUGGUAUCCACUCUUCGAUCUCGCGUUACACCAAGAAGGCGCUCGCUGCCCAGCCUGGAGAGCUCGCCAUUGUUGGUGACAAGCCCAAGGCCCAGCUCGGCCGUACCGCUGCCGACCAGAUCAAGGUCACCUUCGCCGGUGUCGGCAAGGACGUGCCCACGUUCGCCGAGGCCUCGGCCAUUGCCGACGAGAUCCUCAAGGUCACCCCCGACUACGACGAGAUCCGCAUCAUCUCCAACCACUACAUCUCGGCCCUCUCGUACGAGGCCAACACUGUCACCCUCACCUCGGCCGAGGCCCUCCGCAACUCGCCCGGAUUCCAGCAGUACGAGAUGGAGGAGGACGUGUCCAAGGACCUCGCCGAGUUCUCGCUCGCCAACGGCAUCUACACUGCCCUUGUCGAGGGCCACGCCGCCGAGAUUUCCGCUCGUCGUACUGCCAUGGAGAACGCCUCGAACAACGCCAACGACAUGAUGGCCUCGCUCCAGCUCCAGUUCAACCGUGGUCGCCAGGCCGUCAUUACCACCGAGCUUAUCGACAUUAUCACCGGUGCCUCGGCCCUCUAAGCACAACACGUGCUUGGAUGGGGUUAAAAAUGAUAAGAUGCAUGGAG
This is a messenger RNA of Vanrija pseudolonga, 990 nucleotides long. RefSeq names its product ATP synthase subunit gamma, mitochondrial (gene ATP3). The transcript is spliced from 4 exons. The coding region runs from base 65 to 943 and encodes 292 amino acids. Gene Ontology annotation, biological process: proton motive force-driven ATP synthesis. Gene Ontology annotation, molecular function: proton-transporting ATP synthase activity, rotational mechanism. Lineage: Eukaryota; Fungi; Basidiomycota; Tremellomycetes; Trichosporonales; Trichosporonaceae. The record is from RefSeq and is a predicted model, not a curated record.